Molecule: messenger RNA, 2609 nt
Organism: Clupea harengus (Atlantic herring)
Lineage: Eukaryota; Metazoa; Chordata; Actinopteri; Clupeiformes; Clupeidae
Biological process (GO): regulation of transcription by RNA polymerase II
Cellular component (GO): nucleus
Molecular function (GO): DNA-binding transcription activator activity, RNA polymerase II-specific; RNA polymerase II cis-regulatory region sequence-specific DNA binding
Source: RefSeq, a predicted model, not a curated record
UACACUGCUGGUGUCACCGGCUGCUGGAAAAGUUGUGGACUUUUAUUUUGAAACAUUUACCAAGGGCGGCCAUUUUGAAAUUUUCGUUAUUGCCGCUGACUACACACUGGCAAGGAAUAUUUCAGCUUGUUCACCCUUAGAUUUCACGUUGAGUGUUUAUUUUCUGAAAUAGUUCGUAAAAUAUGUCAGUUCCAGAUGUCUUCCAAACGGAAAUCACUUUUGUCAUUAAGGAGUUGAUUCAUGCGGCCCUAAUAGAAAUCGCCAAAGUUGUAACGUCAAGCGGCGAUGGUGAAGUAAGGUUGUCAACAGCAUGUGAGGACAGCCAUAGCACUACCAAAGUAACGUUACACACGCCUGAGUUAGAAAAGAAAAACGGUCAGAUGACACGUAUUACUUCCUUACUGGAAAUGGUGGGACAAGAGGCUGUACGCAAGCUCAGCAGAGUUUUCACAGAGUGCUGUGCAGUUUUGCAAAAGCAGUUUCGGCAAAGUAUGCAGGAGAAUAAAAGCCUAAAGAAGACACUCGGAAACAUGCAGUUGAAGCAGAAGGAUGUUGCUGUAAAGGACCUGCAUACAACACGUCUAAAAGCCCCUCCUCGGACUGAACACACCAGAGCAACAGGAGCAGGGUUGGUGUCCCCCUCCUCUUCUCAAACCAUCCCAGAGGAACGUCCAGUGCAGACAGGCACCUUUGAGAAGGAGUUUCUUGAAAGAAUGAUUGACUCCACUACAGGCUUCAUAAGCAAGGACAAAGAAGAUGACUCAAGUGAAGAAGUCUUUAUGAACAGAAAAGAGAGCGAAGAGGUUGUUGAUGCCCAGGGAUACAGGGAUGCUGCAGCUGUGUGCAGAGCCCCAUCCUACAGCAUAAGUGCCCAGAACAGAACCUUUGGGCUGGAGGAGGGUAGAGCCGUACUAACUGUGCCAGAAAGAGACAAAUUAUCCAAAAGAAAGUCCUUUGUAGUAAAUAUCAGUCUCACACCACCAGACCUCUCCCCUCAAGAUAAGUGUAAUCUAGUUUUGAACUACAGAAAGUCUGCUGAGAAACCACAUGACUGUGCCCUGUGUGGGAAGAAGUACUGGCAUGUAAAAGCUCUUAACAGGCACAAAUUACAACAUGAUCAAAAAUACAACUGUGAGACCUGUGGUAGAAUGUUCAAUAAAGAAAGUUCUCUGCGAUCGCAUGAACUGGUGCAUGCCGAGGUGAAGCCUUUCAGCUGCACAACAUGCGGCCAGGGUUUCACCGUCCACCGGAGUCUGGUGAGCCACCAGCGCAUCCACACAGGAGAGAGACCCUACAUGUGCCAGACCUGUGGGAAAGGCUUCACUCAGUCAGGCCAGCUGAAGAUGCACGAGAGGGUUCACUCAGAGGACAAGCCCUUUAAGUGCGGACAGUGUCAGAAGACGUUUCGAAACCCACGCACACUAAGAGCCCACCAGGUCGUUCACACAGGCGAUAAGCCUUAUACGUGCAAUGUAUGUGAGAGAAGGUUUGGGCUGGCCGUAAACCUCAAGAGACAUCACCUGAUUCACACAGGUCUCAAACCACACAUUUGUGUGGUGUGUGGUAAGGGUUUCAACCAGAGGAGUAUCUUGAAAGGUCACAUGCAGGUACAUACUGGUGAAAAGCCUUUCAUGUGCGACAUCUGUGGCAAAACCUUUGUUUAUAAUUAUGCCCUGAAAAAUCACAUGCUAACACAUGAUGGGGUCCAUAAGCAAAGACUGAAAACAACUGGAGAACAAUCAGAAAAUCCUCAAAGGUGUGAUUUGUGUGGCAAAUGCUAUAGUUCUGUAGCCUCCCUGAAACUCCACCUGCAGCUUCAUACAGGAGAGAAACCUUUUAAGUGUGAAGUGUGUGGCAAAACCUUUGCUCAGAAAAGUGCAUGUACCACACAUCAGAAGGUUCAUACAGGAGAAAAGACUUUCAAGUGCUCCUGGUGCUCAAAGGCCUUUAGCCUGGCUAAUGCACUCAGAAUGCACGAGCGCAUUCAUACAGGGGAGAAACCAUACAAAUGUGAGACCUGUGGAAUGGCCUUCCGUCUGAUUGGGAAUUUGACGAGACACAAGCGUGUCCACACUGGAGAGAAGCCUUUCAGCUGUGACGUUUGUGGAAAGAGAUUCGGUCAGGCUAAUAAUGUGAAAGCGCACAUGCAGGUCCAUACAGGGGUGAAGCCACAUUUCUGCCAGAGAUGUGGGAAGAGGUUUGCUUAUGUUAGAAACUUUAAAGAUCAUAAGUGUGUUCCAUGUUAAAUUCCUAGUUUAUCCUUGUGAUACAGACACCUCAAAGCUAUAAAAUUAUAUUAAACAUUAUCAUUUAAACCACUGAAUUGUUUAAGACUACAUACAGAUGUGAUUAAUGCCUUGUUUGAUGAGAACUAAAUGCAUCCCAGAAUGUGAAUUAAGUCAAAGUAAACUUUAGUCAACUGUGGUCUUUGAUUCUCAAUUUGAAACGAAACAGGUCUUUGUAGAUGUGUUGUCAAGUUAUUCAAGGGAUUUCCACUUCACUUUCAGCCCAAACAUGAAAAAGUUGUCCUCAGGGGAUGCAGGAAUCAACUUGGAAAAAUUGUCAAUGUUAUUUUUGUUAUUUAUUAAAAACAAAAACGUUUUUUAAAA